AGCGCGGAAGAAGUGUGUCGCAGCAGCAAAAAGAAAAUAACACUUUUUUUACGACUCCUGCUGACUGACUGCGGAACAUUGCUUUCACCUUUGUGGAUUUCUUUACAUCUCACAUGUGUUUCUUUUCCUCUGCGCUGCUGUGUUUGCUGCCGCUGGUCUGAACGAGAGUUGUAACCGGACUUGAACGCGUCGCUGUGGGGUUUUUUUUUUUACUCUGGGAAAAGCAAAGCUCGGUUCGCUGGAUUUUUUGUCUCCUUCUUUUUUAAUUUGAUUCUAUUUUCUUUUUGCCGGUUUCUCUCUCCCCCCUCCUCCCCUCCCCCGUCUCCCCUAGACUCAGAACAUCCCCAGACGUGGCAUGACUGGUAUCUGGCAUCUGGACAGAAAGAUGUCAAAGCCCGCCGAUCACAUCAAGAGACCCAUGAACGCCUUCAUGGUUUGGUCCCGGGGCCAGAGGAGGAAAAUGGCUCAGGAGAAUCCCAAAAUGCACAACUCGGAGAUCAGCAAGAGGCUGGGCGCCGAGUGGAAGCUGCUCUCCGAGUCCGAGAAGAGACCGUACAUCGACGAGGCCAAGCGGCUGCGCGCUCAGCACAUGAAGGAGCACCCCGACUACAAGUACCGGCCCCGGCGCAAGCCCAAGAACCUGCUGAAGAAGGACAGGUAUGUCUUCCCUCUGCCUUACCUCGGGGACAGCGAGCACCUGAAGGGGCUUUCCAUGUCGGCCGCGGACUCCCUGCUGGGCCACUCGGAGAAAGCCCGGGCGUUCCUGCCGCACACGAGCUCCCCGUACUCCUUCCUAGACCCGAGCCAGUUCACCUCCAGCGCCAUCCAGAAGAUGACGGAGAUGCCGCACGGGUUGAGCGCAGGCUCUUUGCCGUACGCGUCCUCGUUGGGAUACCAGAACGGCGCGUUCAGCGCCCUCGGGUGCCCGAGUCAGCACACCCACACCCACCCGUCGCCUACGAACCCGGGCUACGUGGUCCCGUGCAACUGCACGGCCUGGUCAGCGUCGAGUUUACAGCCCCCGGUGGCCUACAUACUUUUUCCAGGUAUGACCAAGACUGGGAUAGACCCAUAUUCAUCCGCACAUGCCGCUGCCAUGUAACCCUCCAGACUCUUUUGUCUUUCUUUUCUUUUUUUAAAAGUCACUUGAAUACUGAAAUGCAUGUAAAUAUAUUAUGGACAGCGCGCCCCAUUUAAAAAAGAAAAAAAGAAGAAAAAAAGUGAGGCAUGAACAGUAUUAAUUGCCUUGGACUUGUUACGGCAUAAAAAGGAGGAGGAGAAAAAAAAACUAAAACUUUUCCAGAAAUCCAACAAGUUCCCGACCUGAGCAAAGGAGCUGGGGUUUGGUGUAAAGGACGGUGCCCUGUGAACUGUAAGAAUUGUAAAUGUUAUAACGUUUAU
Cyclopterus lumpus (lumpfish) is the source of this 1401-nucleotide messenger RNA. RefSeq names its product SRY-box transcription factor 14 (gene sox14). The record is from RefSeq and is a predicted model, not a curated record. The transcript is spliced from 2 exons. The coding region runs from base 356 to 1102 and encodes 248 amino acids. Lineage: Eukaryota; Metazoa; Chordata; Actinopteri; Perciformes; Cyclopteridae. Gene Ontology annotation, biological process: cell differentiation; anatomical structure morphogenesis; regulation of DNA-templated transcription. Gene Ontology annotation, molecular function: RNA polymerase II cis-regulatory region sequence-specific DNA binding; DNA-binding transcription factor activity, RNA polymerase II-specific.